This is a messenger RNA of Schistosoma curassoni, 4145 nucleotides long. Lineage: Eukaryota; Metazoa; Platyhelminthes; Trematoda; Strigeidida; Schistosomatidae. The record is from the annotation of a GenBank genome assembly.
CACAUGGUGGUUUGGUUGGUUGUCUGAUCAACACGGUACUUUUCCGAGGGGUAUUCAAUUUUCUGGGAUGAUUCAGUUGGAGGUCUGCAUACCGGUAGAGGUGGAAGGCAAAUAUGGAGAGUUCUACCCCGGUGUCAUCAAUGGGUUGAAAUCCUUAGAAGAACUUAAUGUGACACUAUUAGAUUCUUCCCACUCGAAAGCCCUUGUGGAAUUCACUCUCCCUCCUUCCUCGUUGCGUCUCCCUCCAAAGGAUCCAGGAACAGUUCUAGAACCAGUCCAAGGACUAGAAGUUGAUGUGUUAAUCAGCUCAUCUCCUGGCGAGCCACCUGUAGACCAUGAGUUAUCAAGUGAUCCGAUUGCUUCUAAACUUUCUGCCUGGUGGCCUGCUGUUGUAAGGAAAAUUGGUGGGAGUUUUGUUAUUGUGGAGUUAAUGGCUGACUUCUCUUCUGAGAAUGCUGGUUCAAACGAAGUAACUGUCCUUCCCAACAAACGCAUUAGUGUCCCUCACCCUUCAUCACUUGAAAAAACAGAUAUUGUUGAAAAGCACCAAUUGAGACCACGGAUUCAUCAUCCCAAUCUUAGUGUCUCGUCCUUUCACAUCCAUGCUAUAGAUAUACCGGACGAGUUAGCUCCAUAUUGCAGAGAGCCUGCCAAUUACCAUCAUUUUGCGCGACGAUGUGGUUUGCCUGUCCUGAUCACUUUGGCGCCCGACACAUUUAAACCUGUGUCCCCAGUUAUUAAGGGGGACAGUGAGACGUACAACCUAAAGUCCCGUUUGCUCGUAAUUUCUACAGAUAUCUCCACAAUCAACAGGGCAUCUGUCAUCGACAACACGUUCGUUGACAUGCUGCGACAAAAAGUCUCCAUUUUGCAACAAACUGAAGAACUAUCCAAAAAGUUGGUGGCGUCGCGCCUUAAUCAGCAAUCACCAUUCGUUGAAGAAUUCCUCAUACCUCUGGAUUUAAUCCAUUAUGCAAUUGGCGCUCAAGGGUCAAAUAUUAGACGCGCUAGUGCUAUUGAAGGUGUACUUUCUGUCAAGCUAGACCGCCAGACUGGUAAUAUCAGGAUUUCUGGGAAGACUCAAGAUGCUGUUAAAAACGCGAAGAAGUUAUUGGACUUCUCUCAAGACAUCUUUCAGAUACCUAAAUCAUAUGUAGGUCCUAUCUUGGGAUCAGGUCGUCGACACGUUCAACAUAUCGUGGAUCGAGUGGGACUUGUUGGAAUCAAGAUUUCUAAAUCACCUGAAGACGAUCGUGAGCACGUUUCAUUCCAGUUAACGGGAACUCAGCAAGCCAUACGUGAUACACAGUUAUUUUUGGAGUUUCAAGUCGCAAGCUUACAGGAGUUAGAUCGGCUUCGUGGUGUUGAGAAUCCGCCGUCUAUAUUAAAACCCAAGGAUGCGACCAUCCCACUUAAAGAUAUUUCGAGGUUCUCGUUAGAUUUUGAAUAAAAUACUGAGCUUUUCAUCUAGUGUGUAUGUCUACCUAUUUCAAUCUUUGUGGUCUUCGAUUCAACAUAGUCUAUGGAAACCGUAUAAUCCUGACUGUUAAUAUUCAAGGGUUUUGGUUGUUGCACUACCUGUUUCGAACCAGCAUUUUUCAGUUUUCUUUGAUAUUAAACAUGGUAUUCUACUGGUGCCGUUGUCGGUAUUUUUAGUAAUUUUUUUUAUUUGUUUACUAUUAUUGCUACUUACUGAACAUUGACUUAUUACAAGUAUCCAAUCACAAACUUUUUCUUGAGCUACUGAAUAGGGUGACAGAAAAGGCUGCGUUUCUCUCUUAAAACUAUAAUGAACAGCGGGGUUGCCCUUAAAUACCCUGGUAUGGUCAAGAGUGAGGAGAGUUCGCUGUCGCUCUCUAAGUUCUCUCAUAUGGCCACGCUGAUAUAGCCAUUGCCUAGGAAGUCCUACUUGCUGCCUUCUGAUGAUCGGUGUUUAUGAAAUUGAAAGGACGAAAAGCAAAUGUCCGGCUCUUAAACCGGGUUGGUGGGCAUAGAGGAUCUAUCUAGGGGAGUUGAAAAACUCUGAUCCCAAACUAAUGGUGUUCAUGCGCUCCAGAAUCCUGAUGGAACAAAUGACGUAUGAACCUAUUCUUGGCCACCGAUAGUUAUGGGACCUCAUCUCUUGACGUCGCUACACUACCUCAUGGAUUAUUGUCGGUCAUCCAUUUACAAACAACUUGAUGAUCUGAUACAAACGUUCACUAGCCUAACUUGUCACACAAUGAUAGAAUGAUAGGACACUGCCAUAUUAAGACCGACUGUCACCGCCGGUGCUCACACGAUAAGUUUUCGAUCUUUUACAGUCGGUCUCUUGGAAUUUUAUCUUAGAUUGUUGAUGAUCUGUUUAGUCACAGACAAAAUAUCGUUAUUGGAUAUGACUUCCAAAUUAGCAUUCUUUCUAAUCAUAGAUGAAAAUAAAGACGGGAGAUACUUUGGAUUAGGUGUACUAUAUUAGGCAAUCCUAAGAUCAGAAAUAUUACGCUAGGAUUUUACUAAUCUUUAUGGUGUGAAACACUUCAAGUCAAAAAACAUUUGAUGUCUAGUAAUAAAAUUUUUCAAUGUAGACAAACAGUAGGGAACAUAUUUGAAUUUAGGAUAAAUAUGCAAGGUAUCGGAUUUUUAUAGAUCAUGUAAACAUAGAAGUCAGUAAGAAAUAAUAAUCCUUACAUAAAUGCCAAAUAAAAACUAGAUGCUCAUGAACUUCGAAGUGAAAGACACUCCAUAUCACCGUGUUCUUGAUGGAAGCACCAUAUUACAUAAAGUUGACUAAUAUUACUAUAUUUCAGGCCGUUAUCAGAAAGAAGACCCACUCAUCUAAUCUACUGUCAAAUGACUAAUAAAAUUGUUCAGUUUUCUUCGCCUAGAAAAAGUGAAUGAAAUUUUUUUGGAGUGUCCUACAUAGGAUGCAGUCGUGUUAAUCCCUGUUUAGCGAUGUUUUUAUCCCAUUUCGAAUAAAGAAAACGUACUUUCUUUGUAAUUGUAAUUGUAGCAAUGAUGAGUCUUCAAAUCCUCUCACACAUUCUGAAAAUGGUCAUCGUAUAUCAAACGGUGACAAUCAAAGUUCAAAAUGCAGUGAAUCUAACUAUGCUGUACAUUCAAAUAGUUGCUCAAAUAAGGAGGAUCCGGAGAAACAAGAAACUACUUAUAACAACAUUACAAAUUCACGUCCACAUCCUGGUGGACGUCAGCCCAAGCCGAGACCUCAAGUCAAUCACAUAAGACCAGAUUCUCGUCAAAUUCCUCGCAUUCAACGAGGCGGUGGUGAAAGUAUUCGCAAUAGUGGAAGUAAUCAUACAGGUGUUUCUAAGUCUUCGGCCAACCAUGUUAACUCCAAAAACCCUAAUCAGCAAAGAAAUCAACCGAAUCAUCGUUCGGAUUCCAUGGGACCUAGAGGACAAAAUAUGUGUGCCCCAAUUGUUAGCUGAAUAAAUUUUCCAGUUGGAGUUCAAUGAACAUUUUCAGUAGACCACUCAGUUUUAAGUGCUUACCCUUACCUCCGCUUUGACUAUCCAAAUAUCCCAUUUUAUUGUACCUUUAUUCAAUUCGGCUGUCAUUUCCUCUAUACACACUCACACUGUGUAAAUCAGAUUGGAUAACUGGAAACUUGUUUAAGGGUGAUUUUUAAAUAAUCUUUCUUAUUUUUAGUGCAUAUUACUAAAUAUUCUUUGCUUUUUUCUUCCUGGUGAUAUUCACGUAUUGUUUCAACCAGUUGUAAUCUUGAACCAUGUUCUGUAUAUUGUUUCUGUUAGUUUCUGGAUUCACCAACUAAUAAAAACAAAGUAUUAUCAUACUUGGUAAUUAUCCAUUUUUAGUAAACAUCUUUGCUUUCACCCGUAUCUGAACUUAUGGCAUUACCUCAACCUAAUACCUCAGAUUUAUGUACAAAUCAUGAACUAUAUGAAGGGUUAUCCUACUAUACUUGGUUUGUAUUAUAGUUUUUAUUUAGUGCGUUUAUUAUUCAUUUCAUGUUGACUUGUUUAUCGUAAAAAGUAGACCACAAUAAGAAUUAAUAUAGUGUGAGUUGUCAAUAUUCUGUCGCUUAGGAUUUAUCACCAUAUAAUUUGAAUUUGAAUCACUUUACUGUAGUACACGGCACUCAGUACAAUGUUUUAUAGCAAUCAGUUUUAAAGCAAAUGGUUCGUUUA